Molecule: messenger RNA, 423 nt
Organism: Coccinella septempunctata (seven-spotted ladybird)
Lineage: Eukaryota; Metazoa; Arthropoda; Insecta; Coleoptera; Coccinellidae
Exons: 1
Coding region: 1-423 (140 amino acids)
Source: RefSeq, a predicted model, not a curated record
AUGGUAACGACCCAAGCGAGAAACAGGACAAUGAAAACGAAUACAGAAACAUCACGAAGAAAACAACGAUGGAGGAAAAAUGUAAUAAGAGCAGCCACUUGGAGUAUAAUGUCUUGGAACAGAAAAAAGGCCGAAAUUCUACUUGAGAUGGAACAUCAUAAAAUAGACAUUUGUGCUUUGUCUGAGACCAAACGCAAAGGUAAAGGCAGCAUCAAAGUUCCUGGAUACAUCUUCGUGUACAGCGGCGUCUCACAACAAUCACGAGCAACUGCUGGAGUAGGAAUAUCGAUAUCUGAAAAACUCGAGCAGUCUAUAAAAGAUAUACACUACAUCAGCGAAAGAUUCCUUAAAGUAACUCUGAAUACCGAAACUGGUAAACUGCACCUCUUCAGCAUGUACGCACUGGAUAUUAGUAAGGCCUGA